Messenger RNA from Notolabrus celidotus (New Zealand spotty), 2214 nucleotides. It is a transcript of the gene foxa1, whose product is annotated as forkhead box A1. Bases 186 to 1406 code for a protein of 406 amino acids. Lineage: Eukaryota; Metazoa; Chordata; Actinopteri; Labriformes; Labridae. Gene Ontology annotation, molecular function: protein domain specific binding; DNA-binding transcription factor activity, RNA polymerase II-specific; RNA polymerase II cis-regulatory region sequence-specific DNA binding. The record is from RefSeq and is a predicted model, not a curated record. The transcript is spliced from 2 exons. Gene Ontology annotation, biological process: anatomical structure morphogenesis; regulation of transcription by RNA polymerase II; cell differentiation.
AGGAGGAUCACAUCAGUCCGCAGGUCACCUUCUCCUCCUCCUCCUCCUCUCUUCCUCUCUGCUUCUCUCUGCUCCUCCUGGCCCGGAUCGGCACGGCACGCUUUCCUCUGGACCAGGACACACAGCGGACUCUCAGACCGGGGACAGGGCCUGAAGGAUCCGUGUUCCGGCUGCGGGCUCCCGUCAUGCUGGGCGCGGUGAAGAUGGAAGGCCACGAGGCUCCGGACUGGAGCGGAUACUACAGCGAGGAGAUGUACUCUCCGAUGGCGGGCGGCGGGAUGGGUUCUGGUCUCGGGAUGGGAUCCAUGUCGGGAUACAUGUCCAGCAGCGGGACCACGUCGGGUUCCUUCAACAUGUCAUACAGCGGGACCGGUCUGAGCCCGGCCCCCGUUGGGGGGAUGAGCAGCUCGGCUCAGGUGGCGAUGUCAGGUCUUGGAGGGGGCGUGGCCUCGAUGGGCGGGGCUCUGAGCCCGUCCAGUAUGAGCUCUGUGUCGGCCCAGCAGGCCUCCAUGGGUCUGAACCCGUACGGGGGCAUGAGUCCCGCCAUGAGCCCCAGCAUGGCGUACGGCGGCGGCGGACUGAACCGCGGCCGUGACAACAAGGCGUUCAGACGGAGCUACCCUCACGCCAAACCGCCGUACUCCUACAUCUCGCUCAUCACCAUGGCGAUCCAGCAGGCGCCCAGCAAGAUGCUGACGCUGAGCGAGAUCUACCAGUGGAUCAUGGACCUGUUCCCGUACUACCGGCAGAACCAGCAGCGCUGGCAGAACUCCAUCCGGCACUCGCUGUCCUUCAACGACUGCUUCGUCAAGGUGUCGCGCUCGCCGGACAAACCGGGUAAGGGUUCGUACUGGACCCUGCACCCGGACUCUGGGAACAUGUUCGAGAACGGGUGCUACCUGCGGCGCCAGAAGAGGUUCAAGUGCGAGAAGAAGAUGUCGCCUAAAAGCGACGGCAGGAAGGAGCAGGGCGGAGGAGGGGGCGGAGCUUCUCCCUCCGGGGACGCCAUCAAACCCUCAGGACUCCUGGACUCCUCCUCCCUGCCCUCCUCCAGCCAGGCCUCUCCUCCCGGCAUGGACCUGAGGGGGGGCGCGGGGUCGGACCUGAAGGUGUCAGGCUCUCAGCUCCUGUCCUCCCUGUCCUUGCCCCCCCACGCCAUGGCCCACGAGUCCCAGCUGCACCUGAAGGGGGACCCGCACUACUCCUUCAACCACCCGUUCUCCAUCAAUAACUUAAUGUCGUCCUCGGAGCAGCAGCACAAACUGGACCUGAAGGCCUACGAGGCGCUGCAGUACUCCUCCUACGGCGCUGGGGGGGCGGCAGGCCUCGGGGGAAGGACCAUGGAGUCUCUGGAGGCCUCGUACUACCAGGGGGUCUAUCCCAGACCGCUCCUCAACACCUCAUAGUAGCUGCUGCACUUCCUGUUUGGACUCUUACUCUCUGCAUGCAGCCGUCCUGGACUUCCUGUCUGACUGUGAUGAUGCUGAACCGGAUCGACCCGCCGCUGCCGGUCUGCUGGUUUCUGAACUCCUGCACUGUGACCAAAACCAGGACACAAAGAGACUCUCAGCUGUUUAAACUGAUCCCAGGUCUGUGUUCUCCUUUUACACACGAGUCACAAACAAACAGCGCGUUACCCAGACCCCCACUCAGACCAGGACCCUCAGCCGGCCCUGAUCCAAGAGGAGCGUCCGUGUUGAAUGGCUCUGUAGGAGGUUUGGUUUUAUGUCCGCAGUAUUUGGUCUCUGCAGGUUUACAGGACUCAGAGUAGACCCCAUGUCUCAGAAACUCAGAGUCCACGCGUGGCCCCUCAGAGGGCCGUGAGCCACAGGUUGAGACUCUCUCAGAGCUGAACGGAGGCUGAUUUAAUAAUUCAGGAGUUUCUGUCGGAGUCCGGUCUGAGGUUUUGUGUCCUGAUGAGUUAAAGGUCAAAGGUCACCGCCGCCUCUGAUGGUGUGGUCGUCACGGCGACAGAUUAAGAUUAUAAUUUGUGUUUCUGAUCAAAAAUAUGACGAACGUUUAUUUCUCCCACGACCCCGUCUGACCCCGGGACGACCCGCUGAGGGGUCACGACCCUCAGAUACACACACACACACACACACACACACACACACACACACACACAGAUCAGAGGGCUUUUCAUUUAAAGGGUCACUUCACUCAAAUGAGACGGACACACGAUGACCCGCCUCCCAGUGUCAGACCAGAGACCAG